AAAGUGGAAUACGAUAAACUUGCAAACGAAAAGACAGAGAUGCAACGCCAUUACGUGAUGUACUAUGAGAUGUCUUACGGUCUGAACAUAGAAAUGCACAAACAGACAGAGAUCGCUAAAAGGCUGAACACGAUCCUUGCCCAGAUUAUGCCUUUCCUCUCGCAAGAGCACCAACAGCAAGUGGCUCAAGCUGUUGAGCGUGCCAAACAGGUCACCAUGACCGAGCUGAACGCCAUCAUCGGGGUACGUGGAGUUCCCAAUCUGCCUCUCACCCAGCAGCAGCUCCAGGCUCAGCACCUCUCCCACGCGGCCCACGGCCCCCCGGUGCAACUGCCUCCUCACCCGUCGGGGCUGCAGCCGCCGGGGAUUCCUCCGGUCACGGGGAGCAGCUCGGGCCUGCUGGCGCUGGGGGCCCUGGGCGGCCAGGCGCACCUGACCGUGAAGGACGAGAAGAACCACCAUGACCUGGACCCCCGAGAUCGUGACUCCAGCGCAAAUAACUCCAUCUCCCCGUCCGAGAGCCUCAGGGCCAGCGAGAAGCACCGAAGCUCCUCAGACUACGGCCUCGACGCCAAGAAGCGGAAAGCCGAGGAGAAAGACAGCCUGAGCCGAUACGACAGCGACGGGGACAAGAGCGAUGACCUCGUGGUGGACGUCUCCAAUGAGGAUCCCGCGACUCCCCGCGUCAGUCCCGCUCAUUCGCCUCCAGAAAAUGGGAUCGACAAAGCCCGGGGGCUGAAGAAGGACGCCCCCAACAGCCCCGCCUCCGUCGCCUCCUCCAGCAGCACGCCUUCCUCCAAGACGAAAGACCUCGGCCAUAACGAUAAAUCCUCCACCCCUGGGCUGAAAUCAGCCACUCCCACGCCGAGGAACGAUGCCCCAACGCCAGGGACGAGUAGCACUCCGGGGCUGCGGCCGAUGCCGGGCAAGCCGUCUGGAAUGGAUCCUUUGGCAUCUGCCCUGAGGACGCCCAUCUCAAUCGCGGGCUCUUACGCCACCCCGUUUGCCAUGAUGGGGCAUCACGAGAUGAACGGCUCCCUCGCCAGCCCCGGGGCCUACACGGGUCUCCACAGCAUCCCGCCCCAGAUGGCCGCCGCCGCUGCUGCCGCCUAUGGCCGGUCUCCCAUGGUGAGCUUCGGAGCUGUCGGCUUCGACCCCCAUCCUCCCAUGAGGGCCCCAGUCCUGCCCACCAGCCUGGCGUCGAUUCCCGGCGGCAAGCCGGCUUACUCGUUUCACGUGAGCGCCGACGGGCAGAUGCAGCCGGUCCCCUUCCCGCACGACGCCCUGGCCGGCCCCGGCAUCCCACGCCACGCGCGCCAGAUCAACACGCUGAGCCAUGGUGAGGUGGUCUGCGCCGUCACCAUCAGCAACCCGACCCGCCACGUCUACACGGGCGGGAAGGGCUGCGUGAAGAUCUGGGACAUCAGCCAGCCGGGGAGCAAGAGCCCCGUCUCCCAGCUGGAUUGCUUGAACAGGGACAACUACAUCCGCUCCUGCAAGCUCCUCCCCGACGGGCGCACGCUGAUUGUGGGCGGGGAGGCCAGCACGCUCACCAUCUGGGACCUGGCCUCCCCCACCCCGCGGAUCAAGGCCGAGCUGACCUCCUCCGCCCCCGCCUGCUACGCCCUGGCCAUCAGUCCGGACGCCAAGGUCUGCUUCUCCUGCUGCAGCGACGGGAACAUCGCCGUCUGGGACCUCCACAACCAGACCCUGGUCAGGCAAUUCCAGGGCCACACCGACGGGGCCAGCUGCAUCGACAUCUCGCACGACGGCACCAAGCUGUGGACGGGCGGCCUGGAUAACACGGUGCGCUCCUGGGACCUCCGGGAAGGGCGGCAGCUGCAGCAGCACGACUUCACCUCCCAGAUCUUCUCUCUGGGGUACUGCCCAACCGGGGAGUGGCUGGCCGUCGGCAUGGAGAGCAGCAACGUGGAAGUCCUGCACCACACCAAGCCCGACAAGUACCAGCUCCACCUUCACGAGAGCUGCGUCCUCUCUCUGAAGUUCGCGUAUUGCGGGAAGUGGUUUGUGAGCACCGGCAAAGACAACCUCCUCAAUGCCUGGAGGACUCCUUACGGAGCGAGCAUAUUCCAGUCGAAAGAAUCUUCCUCAGUCUUAAGCUGCGACAUCUCGGCCGAUGACAAAUACAUCGUCACGGGCUCGGGGGACAAGAAGGCCACCGUCUACGAGGUGAUCUACUGACCUGGGGGCAGGGCUUCCGCGCAGCCGUCACUCUCCGAGAGGCCUGGCAAGAGAGGAAGGCGGACCUCCGGUGGGCGCCAGCAGAAGGAGAGGUGGGGAGCGCCAGGAAUUCCCGGCAUGCGCCCCGUGGAGUUGCGUCACCUGCGUGUGGGUUUCCCGUCGUGCUCUUGGAGUCAUUCUGUGGAUUUGGAUCCCUUGGGAGUCGCGGCGAUUUCCCCAAGGGUCUCUGGGCUCUUGCGUGAUGAGCCCCCGUGUCCGCGCCCCCCCCCCCCCCCCG
This is a messenger RNA of Gekko japonicus, 2479 nucleotides long. It is a transcript of the gene TLE3, whose product is annotated as transducin like enhancer of split 3. NCBI's taxonomy places the organism in Eukaryota, Metazoa, Chordata, Lepidosauria, Squamata, Gekkonidae. The record is from RefSeq and is a predicted model, not a curated record. Gene Ontology annotation, molecular function: protein binding; transcription corepressor activity. Gene Ontology annotation, biological process: regulation of DNA-templated transcription; negative regulation of canonical Wnt signaling pathway. The transcript has 18 exons. Bases 40 to 2202 code for a protein of 720 amino acids. Gene Ontology annotation, cellular component: nucleus; transcription regulator complex.